AUGCCAAGCCAGUUCGAGAUGGCUUGCGAUGACCCACGCUUUGUUUUUGACUCCCUGUUGGGCAUCGGUCUGUUCGAGGGACAUCCUAUCAUCCAGGUCGCCAGCAAUGGUCAGAUCGUGCUGGAUGUGCCACAGUCCUUCGAGAGCAUUUUUGAUGCCAUGCUGGGGAGUUCCACCACCGAAGCAUGGAAGAUCUCCUUUUCAUGCAAGGUCUUUGGCGUCUUUGCUGAUCCCAACCUGCCAACCAUUUCAGCAGGUUUGUCCAUGACAAUCCGGGACACGACCUGCUGGGCGCAGGAC
Molecule: messenger RNA, 300 nt
Organism: Symbiodinium pilosum
Lineage: Eukaryota; Dinophyceae; Suessiales; Symbiodiniaceae
Source: the annotation of a GenBank genome assembly